CCCCCCCCACUCUGGCCGAGCCGCGCGGCGGCCAAGAGAGCAGCGCCGCCCACCACACACCCGGCCGCCACCCUCACAGGACUGCCCGCGCGCGUACACUUCCCGCCUCUCACCAUAAUUGAGGCCAUGGGCUAGGCUGCCAGAAUUACCAUCAUCAUCAUCGGCAAACACCAAUACACUGAUUAUAUUACUAAACCCAGAUAUAUAUAUACUACCCUAAUAGCCGUUCUAAUUUGACAAAACCGGUUAGUUUGUAGAGGAGUAAUUGAAUAUGCUACAAGAACCGGUCUUUUGAAGUUUGGUGCGUAAACGCGUAUGAUGGCAGUCCCCUGACACCAUGGCAGACGUCGCAAUAAGUGAGGCGAGUCAGUCGCUGGCGAACCUUGUAGCCCACGAUGACCCAAUGGACGCCGGUAGUGCCGCCCUCGUCUCCACCACCAAGCCCGCCAGGAAGCCUCGCAUCAGGAGAGUCAAGGACCCCGACCCCAAAGCAAGGAGAGGAAGGGAAGAGACUACAGGGAAUUCUAUGGCCAACAAGCCACCCCAGCACAAGGACUACCUCUCACAGCAGAGGGCCAAGAGACUAGGGAAGCCAAGGCCAAAGGGAAAGAAUGAUGGAAUAAGAGGUAAGGAGAGAGCAAAGCAAAGGGAAUCAAGCAACGACAAAGUGAAUGAAGAUUCCGUGGAAGCCAGAGACGCUUCUAGGAUACCAUCAGCUGGCAGCAAUACCAGUAAGGAUGAAGGAAUUAGUAGCAAUACCGAGAAAGAUGAGGACUUUGAACUGGAAGGAGAAAGUGAAAUAAAAACUGUGACUAAAGAAGCAGAUGAUAUAGAAGAUGACGAAGGACGAGGAAGUAUUAACGGCGACGAGGAAGUUCUUCAUCCAGACCAUCAAUCGGACGCGGAAGCUGCCGCCGCUGGUGAACCCAACGCGAAACACGACGCCGACAACACCGAUGAAAACACACAGGAAGAUCCACCGGACAACAAUCUGGACGAGUCAGAAACCGUAAAUAUAGAUCCUGAAGCUGAAGAUCCCGGGGAGAAGGCCGAAGACAUGCCGAACGACAUCGAAGAGGAUAACACAGGUUAUCAAGGAGAUAUGGACGAGCCAAACUCUUUAGCCACCAGUUUUCAGGGGUCCUUGGGCCUCUCUAGCGAUGCAGGUCUCGGUGCCAUUGCGGAUACGGCAGUGCCAGAGAACAGUGAGAACGCAGAACCAAGCAGUGAGAACGCAGAACCAAGCAGUGAGAACGCAGAACCAAGCAGUGAGAACGCAGAACCAAGCAGUGAGAACGCAGAACCAAGCAAUGAGAACGCAGAACCAAGCAAUGAGAACGCAGAACCAAGCAAUGAGAACGCAGAACCAAGCAGUGAGGAACAAGCCAAUGAGGCAACAGAAAACUUCGAAGUAGACACUGAUUUAGCCGGUGAGGCGGAAGAGACCAACGAUGAGGCUAACCCAGUGACAGCGAGUGUUGAGGAGCAAGCAGAGGCCUCAGAAGCAGCAGGAAAUGAUAGUCAAGAUAAUGACAGUGAAGAGAAGAUCGCAGAUGAAGGUGAGGAAGGUGGUGAGGCAAAUAAUAUUGAAGCUGCUGAUGAUGGUGAACCAGGCGAUAAAGAAGCAAUUGUUGAUGAUAGUGGAGCGGGAAAUAAUGAGCCAAUUGAUGGUGGUGAAGUUGUGGAUAAUGAGCCAACUGAUGAUGUUGGCGAAGCAUUGGAUAAUGAACCCACAAUUGAUGAUGGUGAAGCAGAGGCUGUUGAAGCGACAGUUGAUGGUGAAGAAAAUGCAUCAUCAGAGAACAACGAAACAGUUGUAGCUGAAGAGGAGAAAGAUGGUGAAGCGGGCGAGGGAAACAGUCCGGUAAACCCAGAGGUGCCGGACUCCAGUGAGGUCCAGGCUGAGUCAGACUUGCCGGAGGCGGCGUCAGACGCACCAGCUAAUGAAGACCCAAGUCUAUCACAACAACCGCUAAAUGAAGAGGAAGAAAUCAAAGAAAUACCAGCCAUUGCCAAGAUUCCUGGCACGUACAGAGGAAAAAGAAAGCUUGCAGCUAAAAGUCUAACUCAAGAACCGGAGGUCAAGAAGUCAACACAGAUAAAACAGAACGACAGGAGCAAAAUAAUGACAAACAGGAAACCUAUUUCUUGGAGGCCAAUGCCUGUUCAGUCUUCGACUCGGCCAGAAGUAAACAAACCAAAGAACAAUAAAUUACCUUCAAGGUUCAAAGCAAAACAUCUCAAACCAGAACAGGAACCAACGAUAAAGAUUGAAGAAUAUCACAACGGUGGAACACCCGGCAAUACGUUAGAAUUGCCUCCGGUCAACAUUCCCGUCGAAGGAGGCGACAAUUCACCAUUGGCACUAAACACCUUCAGAUCAGAGGGCCACCUUUUAGACGAUAAACCUCAAGCAGAUGAAGAUUCGACCACCGUAACGAAAGCGGAAUCAAUGCCGGAGAUCCGUUACCAGGACAUAACACGACCCAACACCGCCGGCACCAAAAACAAGACACUUAAACGCAAAAGAGCCAAAUCGAAGAUAUCAUCGGACCUCAAGAAGUCUGUGAAAGGCCAGGAGGGCUCUACCAGCGAGGUCUGGGUCCCGGAGGAGGAGAAACUCUACGUCUACUCCUACAGUUCUCAGCCCAGACUUCUACACGUCCGACGGAUGGCCGCGGGCCGGGUGGCCACCACGCACCAGUGGGAUCACGACCCUAACUCCUCUUUCAGACUUAAAAUCAGAGGCAAUGGCAACCCGAUGUACGACCGCCGGGUUGUUAGAGGAUCCAACUACGCCAAGCGCCUCGACAGCGACGAUCAUCCUAAAUGGAAUCCUUACUUCACCAAUGCUCGCUCCUUGGAACAGCACGAGCAGAUGGAGCCGGAGAUGCAGCAUCAGCACCAGCGGCGCCAGGAGUUCCGGGAGAAGUUGGAGGCGCGGGCCAGAUUGCGACGCGACAACCCUGGUGCCGGGAUGGGUUCCCUCUACGCCUCCCACGCCGCCAGCGGCAGGCACUACCCGCGCUCCCACGCCCUCGUCCAGACCGAGAACUACUACGAACCGCUGGAGCGCCCCCCAGAGUCGGAGGCGGAGGUGCAGACGGAGUACUGGGGAGAGGAGGGGGCGGCGCCCCCCGUCAUGUUCCACUCCCCGCCAGGGGUCGACGCCCACACCCAGGUCUACGAGUCAGAGUUGGACGCCAUCGACGAGGAGGAGGAGAUGGUGGCGGCGCUGGUGAGUCGCACGGUGAGGGAGGCGGUGCUGGAGGUGCUGCAGGAGGAGCAGGCCGAGGACUUCAGGAUCAACCGGAUCGCCACGGCUUCUCUCCUCGGCCACGACAAGCCUGCGGACGCCAGCGAUGACGUCCCCGACCAAGAAGGCGUAGCGGGUGACUCGGCGACGGAGGAGAGGGAAGACCCCGACGGGAAGGAGACCUCGCCUCAAGACACGGAGGAGCCAGCCAGGUCCCCAGAGCUCGACGGUCAAGAGCAGGAUCUGAAGGACAUGCAGCUCAUUUCCGACAUGUCUCCCGACCCCAUCAUGCGCGAUACGUUCCAGGAAUCCGAAACUAUUAUGACGUAAGAGUGGGAACGCCUUGACUUGGAGCAUCUUGACUUUGCUGCCUUCCUUAGUGUUUCACUUCGACCAGGACCUGAACUUCGACCAGGUUCUGGGCUUCGACCAGGACCUGGGCUUCGACCAGGACCUGGGCUUCGACCAGGACCUGGGCUUCGACCAGGUUCUGGCCUUCGACCAAGACAUGGGCUUCGACUAGGACCUGAACUUCGACCAGGACCUGAACUUCGACCAGGACCUGGGCUUCGACCAGGACCUGGACUUCGACCAGGACCUGGGCUUCGACCAGGACCUGAACUUCGACCAGGACCUGGGCUUCGACCAGGACCUGGCCUUCGACCAGGACCUGGCCUUCGACCAGGACCUGGGUUUCGAAAAUCUCUUAAGUUGAACUUUCUGGUUCCCGCUGUAGUGUUCUGGGGGAACAUCUUCAGUUAAAGUUACCAAGUUCGUCAAGAACCUUCACGUUCUUCAAGACUGUUCUUCACCAGCCCAUCCUCCUGUUUCGGUAGUACUUAUAGCAACGAUGAGGACCAUAGUAUAUAUAAUGACUAACAAGGAAAUUAGAAACUAGAAAUCAGAACUACUGAGUUGGACAAACCGGAAAACUGUUUUUUUUUACUUGUGUUGCUUUGACAAACUAACCUAACCUCCCUAGGCCUAAUACACGAUAUCUGAGGCCUAAUAUAGUAUAUAUGUGUGCUAUACUAGG
Molecule: messenger RNA, 4292 nt
Organism: Procambarus clarkii (red swamp crayfish)
Lineage: Eukaryota; Metazoa; Arthropoda; Malacostraca; Decapoda; Cambaridae
Source: RefSeq, a predicted model, not a curated record